AUGCCUGAAUGGGACAUUGUCAAGAGCGCAUGUCGCAAAAUCAUGUCCUUCCUCACCCACCUCUAUGGGAAUGUUGCCAAGUACCAGGCUCUGCUCCUGGACUGCAUGAGCAGGAAUGCAGAGUCGGCUCCUCCAUUCAUGCAGCUUUCAAGCCUGUCCAAUCCUGCACGUCUUGUCAGCAAUGUCGAGAUACUAGAGCAGCGGGAUGGCAGAUUGCUUACGCUUAUUCAACAACAACCAUCCCGCUCCACUAGUGUUCACCAUGGGUAA
Trametes versicolor FP-101664 SS1 is the source of this 270-nucleotide messenger RNA. RefSeq lists its product as uncharacterized. The transcript has 4 exons. The record is from RefSeq and is a predicted model, not a curated record. The coding region runs from base 1 to 270 and encodes 89 amino acids. NCBI's taxonomy places the organism in Eukaryota, Fungi, Basidiomycota, Agaricomycetes, Polyporales, Polyporaceae.